AUGAAACAUAUAGUUAUCUUUGCCUUAAAUAUAAUGAAAGCUUUACAACAAUCUGGUGGUGGUGGAGGUGGUAGUAGUGGUGGUGGUGGAGGUAGUAGUGGAGGAAGUUCUGGGUAUAGGAAUUGGGGUUCUGGAGAGGGAGGAGAUUGUUCAGAAGAUUGUUGGAUUCCUAUUUUAGUUGUUUUCUCAAUGAUUAUUUUAGGUUUUAUUAUAGGUUAUUUUUAUAAAAAUGGCUAUUUAAGAUGUGAUUGUUAUAAGAUUAGAAAUAAAAAAUAGAGAUUACUUUAGAAUUUUUUGAAACAAGAAAAUAAUUCAAAUAGAGAUGAACUAUUAUAUGGAUUGGAAAUUUUGGGAAGUAGUAAUUGGAAUAUGAGUUAUUUUUAAAUGGUGUAGAAGAACAUAAAAAUUAUCGAUAAAAAAUUUGAGAUAAAUUAUAAUUAGGAAUUUAAUAAAUAUCACAUUGAUAUCCAUCUAAGAGCUCAGGAUUCAUUUGGAGAUUCAACAUACAUAGGUCACAUUAAAUAAAUGAAUAGCUAAUGGAAGAUUUUUAUGAUUGAAACUUAUUAAGAUAGAAUUCGAUCAAAAUAAUUUGGCGAAUAUGCUAUUUUGGUUUAUGAAGGAUUUACCAAUUCAAUUACUGAAGGAUUUACAGGAAAAUGGUAUUUCCAUGAUGCCUAGUAAUCAUAUGGAGAGUGGAGAUGGUUGCCAACCGAAAAUAUAAAAAUGUGA
This is a messenger RNA of Paramecium sonneborni, 729 nucleotides long. The record is from the annotation of a GenBank genome assembly. Lineage: Eukaryota; Ciliophora; Oligohymenophorea; Peniculida; Parameciidae.